Salvia miltiorrhiza (redroot sage) is the source of this 1526-nucleotide messenger RNA. Its product is annotated as guanylyl cyclase 1. The record is from RefSeq and is a predicted model, not a curated record. The transcript has 10 exons. The coding region runs from base 432 to 1262 and encodes 276 amino acids. NCBI's taxonomy places the organism in Eukaryota, Viridiplantae, Streptophyta, Magnoliopsida, Lamiales, Lamiaceae.
CAGCUUCCCGAAAGGCGCCUCUCUUACCCCACGCCCACCAACACCACCCACCACCCCACCCACCCACCCACCUCACCUCACCUCACCUCCCAGCACCCACCCCGCCAACGCCAAAAAUGUCUGUUUAGAGCAAAAGGAGCAACAGAAUCUGAAUGAAUUAUCAAUAUCCUGCUUUUCUCUCAUAGGCCUAUUCAUAUUAUUUGUCUCUGCAUUUUUCACACCAAAAAAGACACCAUUUUUAGGGACAGUGCUGCCGGAAGAAACGCCUGUCCCGAUUGGCCCUUUUCCCCUUUCCACUGUCUUACAGUUCCCUUUUUCCCUCUCUGAGGAAACGAAGCAAGAUUCUCUGUAAACUUCUGCUGCAGAUGCAGAUAUUGCUGAGAUCAAUAUUGUCUGCUUUGACCGACAACUAAAUAACAAGAUACAAAAGGAUGUGGUCAAUUCAUCACUUCAUGAACAAACUAAUGAAGGCGGUGGAAGAAAAUUUUGACGAGACUGCUGAAAAUCACUUUAACUUUGUUGAUUCUUAUACCAUCCAGCAGUCACCAAACAACCAGAGUAGGACUUCAGUCUCGUCCUACUUUGUUGAUGUACCUCACAUAAAUCAGCAAAACACAUGGGAUUGUGGUCUUGCUUGUGUUCUUAUGGUUUUGCAAGCUGUUGGUGUAUAUGAAUGUACAAUUCAAGAACUAGAGGAGCUCUGUUGUACCACAAGUAUUUGGACUGUAGAUUUGGCAUAUUUGCUGCAGAAGUUUUCUGUAAGCUUCACAUAUUGCACAGUUACAUUAGGAGCCAAUCCAGAUUUUUCUGUUGAGACGUAUUAUAAGGACCAACUGCCAAAUGACCUUAGACGAGUAAAUAUGCUCUUCCAGGAAGCUCGUGAAGCUGGAAUCAGUAUACAGUGCAGAUCAGUUAGUGCCAAAGAAAUUUCUGACUUUAUUUUGUCAGGAAAAUAUGUCGCUAUUGCUUUAGUCGAUCAGCAUAAAUUAAGCAGCCAGUCUCAGCUAGAGGAUAUUUGUGUCUCGGACUACUAUAGUGGUGGCCCUAGCUACACCGGUCACUAUGUUGUUAUUUGUGGCUAUGAUGCUUCUACAGAUGAGUUUGAGAUUCGAGAUCCUGCCAGCUCAAGGAAACAUGAAAGGGUUCCUUCAUGGUGCUUAGAGCAGGCUCACAAAUCCUUCGGUACUGACGAGGAUUUUCUGCUGAUUUCCAUUGAAAAGGGAGGAGCUCAAGGCAGCCCUUUAGGGUUCUUUUCCUUGUGACAUUGUAAUUGGUCGAGACGGGGGCGCGUGUAAGACCGUUGCUGUCUGAGGGAAAAUAUGUUGUUUACUUGAUAGCAUGUUCACUUCAUCUCCUGCACAUAUUAGGCCUUUCCUUUGAUCUAUAGUGGGUUGUAAAUAAUCCAAAGUCAUGCUGUGCUUCUCUCUCACUAGUGAAUAGUGAUGCUCUCUAAAUGAUGUAAUGUAUCUUGUAAUUAAGAAAAUCAUUCAAGUUUCUAUGUCAAUGUUGGUCUCUUUUUCUUUUUA